Messenger RNA from Wyeomyia smithii (pitcher-plant mosquito), 656 nucleotides. RefSeq lists its product as uncharacterized. The record is from RefSeq and is a predicted model, not a curated record. The coding region runs from base 42 to 578 and encodes 178 amino acids. The transcript has a single exon. NCBI's taxonomy places the organism in Eukaryota, Metazoa, Arthropoda, Insecta, Diptera, Culicidae.
AAAGAAUGCUUUAGUUUGAUUAUUGACCACGAAGGAUAACAAUGUUGUCGCGUUUUUCAUAUGCAAUAGUUGGAUGCUUGGUAGUGGUAACUUAUGCUGCACCUCAACUAAACUAUCCUGCUGGCACGCGGCUCGAUUCACUUCCGGUGAAGAACAACACCGAAACACAUGGAACAGCACAAAGUGAUUUGAUUUCGGGACGAAAGAACGUGAGGAAUCAGAAUGAAGAGACCUUAGCAGAACUCCAAGCCAAAUCAGCGCAGUAUUCGUACGAUUCUUCGAUUAAAGAUUCAAUCAGUGAUCAGACCGUAUUUCGACAGGAAACACGCGAAGGACUCGCGCUGAAAGGAAUGUACGCCUAUAGCGAUGGAUUCUACAAGCGUGAAGUGCAUUAUGUCGCCGAUGACAAAGGUUAUCGGGUGGUGAAAGAAAUUUCGAUUCCAAUUGGUGAUGGACCUCAGGUGGACCCUAACGGGAAGGCAGAUGUAUCGUCAUCGCUUUCCGGGUCAUACUCUAUCACAGCUGAUGAUAUUGCUAGGCCAGUGAAAAAGAAUGCGAAAAAAGUGGACAAAAUCUAGUUUUAAUAUGCAGAAAAGUAUUUGUAUUCUAUCGCAUCUAACGAGUAAUCAACAAAUAAAGUAUUAAGAUCGUACACA